GACUAAAAAUCAAGGAUUUAAGAUGAACCCUAGCGGAAGAACAACACCGCGACUAUGGCGAUCCAGCUCUACAGCCUUGCCACUCCAAAUGGCAUUAAGGUGAGCAUUGCGCUCGAAGAAAUGGGGCUUGACUACGAGCCGCACACAAUUAACAUCCGAAACAACGAGCAGUUCCAUCCGGACUUCGUUGCCAUCAAUCCCAACUCCAAAAUCCCCGCAAUCGUCGAUCCAAAUGGCCCAGAUGGAAAACCCAUGAAUGUCUUCGAGAGUGGAGCGAUUCUUCUCUAUCUGGCGGAGAAGACGGGCAAGUUCAUCUCGCAAGAUCCCAGGCUCAAGUGGGAGACAAUCCAGUGGGUCUUCUUCCAAAUGGCAGGCGUUGGCCCAAUGGCCGGCCAGUUUGGGCACUUCUACGUCUAUGCCAAGGAUAAGUGCGAUCAUCCAUACCCCCUGGAGCGUUACUCCACCGAGGUGAAGCGCCUGAUGGGAGUGCUGGAGAAGCGGCUUGAUGGGCGAGAGUUUUUGAUAGAUGGCGGCUACUCCAUCGCGGACAUGGCCACUUUCCCAUGGAUCUACUGUAUCGAGGUUUAUUACAAGGGGGCGGAGGUCAUAGGCCUCGAGAACUUCCCAAACGUCAUGGCUUGGAAGGAGCGUUGCAUGGAACGCCCGGCCACUGCCAAAGGUAUGAAAGUGUGUAAGUUCUAAGUAGUGUGUAAAAUAUAACUAGAAUAAUUUAAAGGUGUUCUAUGAUAAGAAUUUAAUGACCCAAACCUAAAAGGAAAUAUAAGAAAUCUCAAGCUAA
Molecule: messenger RNA, 799 nt
Organism: Selaginella moellendorffii
Lineage: Eukaryota; Viridiplantae; Streptophyta; Lycopodiopsida; Selaginellales; Selaginellaceae
Product: disulfide-bond oxidoreductase YfcG
Exons: 4
Coding region: 55-702 (215 amino acids)
Source: RefSeq, a predicted model, not a curated record